GUCUAGAAAACCGUGAAACAUUUCCCUUAGAGCCUCCUGAAAUUGUGAAACUAAGAAAACUGUACCGAGAUGUUUAAGAAGAAAAAUCGAGGUGGUAAAGCGUUGCAAAGUGGAAGAAAAGUGGGCUUAGAAGUUGGAGGAGCGAGAAAUGUCAAAAGAUCGCAAGAUCUGCGCUCUGCUCUUUCUCGAAAAAAGGCUAAAAAAGCGCAAGGGUUUCGUGUUCCUGCCACUAAAACGAAUACGAGGAAUAUUGUUGACGCGAGGCAAACUAUUUCUUCGAAAAAAAAACUAACUCAACCGAUCAUUCGUUCCAUUUCCUUGCUAGAGGAUCAGAGAAAAGAAAAAAGACAAAAUGAAUUUCAGAAAAAUAGGUCUUUGACGCUGUCGACUGGUGGCCAUAUUCAAAUUACUACGAAGCAAGAUGUCCCGCCAAAUAGGUCAGCUACAGUGAUGGGAGAUUCGAUCCGGAUCACUGCCAAAGUAGAGCGUAGUAAGGAAGAUUUGGAACGAGAAGCAAACAUCACUGCAGGGUAUCUUACGAUAACAGCUAAGAAUGAGGAGGCAAAAAGAAAAGAGAGGGAACAACUCUUAAGAAAGCGAGAGAGACAAAACGAAGCAAAAAGGAGGGAACGAGAGAGGAAAGCUCAAAGAAGAGAAAAGGAGAGAAGGGAGAAUACGCUGUACAGUCAGAUUAAUGUAGAAAACAGCGUCUACGCAUCAAAAAAAUCCGAACCUCUCCUAGCGGGCAGAUUCGGAGAUAGUUUGUUGGAGGGCAGAUUGGAUCACGGAAUGAGCAGUACCGCAGCACAGAUUCAAAGGGGUCGGGAGCCAUCUAAACAAGACAUACCAACUUCCGGUUGUAGGAUCACGGUCUCGAAUUUACACCCGCUUGUUACUCAACAAGACGUUGAAGAACUCUUCGGCGUAGUGGGUGAGUUACGCAGUUGUAAAAUGCUUGGAAGGGGAUCAGCAGAAGUUGUGUAUGUGAAUAAAGAAGAUGCACACUUUGCAAUUAAUAGAUACAACAACAGGAAACUUGAUGGGCAGCCGAUGCUUUGUAAGCUAAACAUGCAACCAUCAGCAUCACUCUACUCACCUCCACCGGCCAGACUAGCCCCUCUUCCUCCUCUACGUGCUGCCCCUGCACCAGCAGCAAAGCCUCUUCCAAGGAGUGUUCCUGCAGAGUAUGAUGGAGCACCAACAGAAGCUUCAAGACCAGUGGUCUUCAAAGUCAGAAUAUAGGAAAGUCCAAACUCUCAUUGAUUUAAACUUUGUGCUUGAACAAGUUUUGUAACGAUUUGUGUAUCUUAAACAUUUUAGUUAGAAUAUUUCAAGGUUGUCAUUUUGAGCCCCCAGUAAUAAUGUAAAUGCCACCCCCCCUGGUAAGGUGAGAAAGAAAACCACACUUUUAGAGAGGAGGAAAUUAAGCCAAAUUUUGUGAACUUUAGAAAACUGUUACAUUUAGUUUAAGUUUUUUUGUCACAUAAUGGCAAUUCUGUUCUUCAUCUGAAAUGAAAACAUCUUCUCAAAUUUCACUUUACUGAAAGAACUGCCACAGUUUUGUUCUUGUUAUGUAUUCAUGAGAUUUCUUGAAAAUUCAUACUGUAACUUUGCACAAAGUUUGUUCAGUUUAGGGAUCCCUAUAUUUUUGUAGGUUUAAGAGGUAUUUGAAUUGUUAAAUGUAAGCUAGUUCCAUUACACUUAUAGAAUUACGAGUUAAUUAUAUGACAAUGAAUGAUCACAAUGGUCACCAUCAUUGUCUUAAACUUUAAUUCCGUGAUUUCUUCCUAAUUUUUUUAACAUUUUAAUGAUGUUGUAGCCAUGUUCUGAACACAGUAGAGGAUUGAUCAUUCUUUUAAGAGUGACUGCAAUGUAACUUCUCCUUACAAUACAACCCCUGAAUCACACAUGAAUACAGAAGAAUAAAGGAAAUGAUCAGUAGCUAACAGCUUUUGAUUGUUAAACAAAUUCUUAUGGCCAAGACCUUGGGAAAUGUAUGGGGAACAGAAUAGAGAAUAUGUAUAUUGAUGUUAGGGUGUAAAGUGUUAAUUUCAAAGAUCUGCUAUAGUACUCUUUCCUCUAGUUCUUGGUUUCAUUGUAAAUUAGGAUUUGGACUCGCAGUGUUUAUAUCCUCAGAC
Pocillopora meandrina is the source of this 2138-nucleotide messenger RNA. NCBI's taxonomy places the organism in Eukaryota, Metazoa, Cnidaria, Anthozoa, Scleractinia, Pocilloporidae. The record is from the annotation of a GenBank genome assembly.